AUGGAAGUGAAUGGUGAACCAGAUAUAGCUGGUAUUUUCAGCGCGGCUUUAAUGCCAUUGAAAGAUAUGAAAGAUGCAGAUAUUUUGGACCAGUAUGAAAUGAACAUGGCUGAGGGAAAUAUAACACCUGACGUUCUAGAACAUUUAUCUCAAAGAACUACACAGAACCAUAGAGAUGGUAUAUUUGGUGAAGAGUUUAGAAAGAGAGUUAGGGAGAGAGAAGGAAGAGAACCUAUUGUACAUGACCUUGCAAACGAAAGUUUGCAAAAUGUCAUAAAAACUUACUUUGCAGACAAUGAACCGAGAAUGGAUGAAUAUUUAAGAAAACUCAAAUGGACAGUACCAAAUGAAAUGUUAGUAUUGAAAAACAUGUUCCUUGACAAAAUAAAACCAACUACAGAAAUAAAUGACGCAAGACUGGAACAUUGGGUAAAAGCUUUCCCAUUCACAAAAGAUAUUAUUGGUAACAUGGAAAGAAAACCAGAAUGGCUACAAAAACAUAUAUUUGGAAACGAGCUUAUUCCAUAUGGACAAGCUCUGUUUGAAGAGCUUGAACCGGAAACUCAGGAAAGAGUCAUGCAAACAAUACACGAAGACUCAAAUACAAACUAUGACAAAAUCUUUCUAGGAUAUAGGUUACCUGAGAUGGGCGACCAGAGCCCAAAGGCAAAAAGGACAUGGGAAAUUUACAACAUACUAGGUGAACAUGAGGCAAAGAUGCAACAACUUGAAGCAGAGGGCAAGUUACCAAAAGCGACACCAAAGAAGAAGAGAAGAGUAGAACAAAGUGA
Messenger RNA from Trichomonas vaginalis G3, 791 nucleotides. RefSeq names its product protein of unknown function, DUF4106 family. The annotation marks the transcript as partial. Lineage: Eukaryota; Parabasalia; Trichomonadida; Trichomonadidae. The record is from RefSeq and is a predicted model, not a curated record. The transcript has a single exon.